This is a messenger RNA of Bombyx mandarina (wild silkworm), 1645 nucleotides long. RefSeq names its product hydroxyacyl-coenzyme A dehydrogenase, mitochondrial. Gene Ontology annotation, cellular component: mitochondrion. Gene Ontology annotation, molecular function: (3S)-3-hydroxyacyl-CoA dehydrogenase (NAD+) activity; NAD+ binding. Gene Ontology annotation, biological process: fatty acid beta-oxidation. Lineage: Eukaryota; Metazoa; Arthropoda; Insecta; Lepidoptera; Bombycidae. The record is from RefSeq and is a predicted model, not a curated record.
AUAAGAGUUACCAAAUGAUAACAAUAUUAUCGUAUGUUUAUCAACAUAUAUGGACUUUGUACUUGCUUUACCGCUGAUUUAUGUUAAUUCAACUUGAGUGGGAAGUUAGUAUUUUUGCACCUGUACACGUCAUUUACCGGCCGGCUUUAGAAACGAUAAGAAGAAAUUGAAGAUGAAUAAAAUUUUCGUUUUGACUCGGAAAUUUUCGAUUUCUACUUCUCAGAAUGCGAUUAAAACAGUUACAGUGAUCGGCGGGGGCCUUAUGGGCUCAGGAAUCGCUCAGGUAACAGCGCAGGCUGGCCAGACUGUGACCAUAGUAGAUUUAGAGCCGGAAAUACUCAAUAAAGCCCAGAAAAGUAUCCAAGCCAACUUAGGCAGGGUAGCCAAGAAACUGUACAAAGAUGAUCCAGGUAAAAUUGAAGGUUUCGUCAAAGAAUCCCUGGACAGGAUCAAAAUAUCCACGAAAGUUGAAGACAGUGUGAAUUCGGACUUGAUUAUCGAAGCCAUUGUUGAAAAACUGGACAUAAAGCAGGAGCUAUUCAACAAACUUGACAAAUUAGCACCUGAGCACACAAUUCUAGCCACUAACACUUCAUCAAUAUCAGUGAACGCUAUCGGCUCGGGCAUCAAAAGGAAAGAUAAGUUCGGAGGCCUCCAUUUCUUCAAUCCAGUACCAGUGAUGCGACUCUUGGAGGUUAUAAAAAGCGAUCACAUAUCCGAGGACACUUACCAGACCAUGAUGGAGUGGGGCAAGUCUGUGGGCAAGACUUGCAUCACUUGUAAGGACACUCCAGGAUUCGUUGUCAACAGGCUCUUAGCUCCGUACAGUGCUGAAGCGCUGAGGAUGUACGAAAGAGGCGACGCGACCAAGGAGGACAUUGAUAUAGGUCUAAAGUUAGGCGCAGGGUUUCCUAUGGGUCCAUUUGAGUUGGCCGAUUACACGGGUCUGGACACGAACAAGUUCGUCUUGCAAGUGAUGCACGAGAUGACCAAGCAUCCGGUGUUCGAACCCAUCCCGCUCUUGGAUAAGAUGGUAGCCGAAGGAAAGCUUGGCAUCAAAACCGGCGAGGGAUGGUACAAAUAUAAGAAAUAGAUUAAUACAUCACCGAUUAGCGGUAGGCAGCGGCUUGGCUCUGCCCCUGGCAUAGCUGAAGUCCAUGGGUGACGGUAACCACUCACUAUCAGGUGGGCCGUAUGCUCGUCUGCCUACAAGGGCAAUAAAAAAAAAAUCAACACCCAACGGGUACGUUACCUCGAAAAUUCCUUGACCUCGAUUCAAUCGAGGUCGCGUUAUUGAUCACAUCUUUACAAUCAAUAUUCUAAAUACUAUUAGUGCUGCUAGAACUCGAUUGAUGUAAAAUACAGGAGAUAUUAUACCGAUUUCUCUACGUUCGGUUGAGUGGCAUCGAAAAAGUUUGAGUGUUAAGUCCUGAACAUUAAAAUCUCGAAGUCGGCUGAAGGUCAGCUUGAGCAAGGCCUGUCUCCAUAGAGUCAAACGAUUAUACAGAUCAUGUCGAGGGCUGAAAGGCUAUUAAAGGAAGAUUUACGCGACAUUUUUGCAACUUUACACAAGAGCUAUUUAAAGUUUAAGCCACGUCCUUACGGAUCCAUCAGCUCCAAUAGUUCUAGCAUUAGACGCCUUCAG